Molecule: messenger RNA, 3094 nt
Organism: Alligator mississippiensis (American alligator)
Lineage: Eukaryota; Metazoa; Chordata; Crocodylia; Alligatoridae
Gene: ENTPD4
Product: ectonucleoside triphosphate diphosphohydrolase 4
Exons: 15
Coding region: 245-2176 (643 amino acids)
Biological process (GO): nucleoside diphosphate catabolic process
Cellular component (GO): membrane
Molecular function (GO): nucleoside diphosphate phosphatase activity
Source: RefSeq, a predicted model, not a curated record
UCUCCUUCCGGCGCGUUUACGUCACCUCCGGCAGAGGACCCGGAAGUUGGAAUGGUUGAGGUGUCGCUAUGCGCUCGGGCGGCGCCGGGCCGAGGCCGAGCCGGGCCAGGACCCGUAGAAACUUGAACUUUAGGUACAUCUAAUGUUGCACCCCCACUCCAAAAAAGAAAACCCCAAAACCUGGAAGUCAUUUGAGUUAUAACUUGAUUCGCAGUCGUUUGGCGCUUCCUUUUCUGAGUUUUUCAUGUGGUGUUGCUGUGCAGUGUCACAGCUGCUGUGUUCCAUCCCAGAGACAGCUGCAUUUCGAUGGAUCAGCAUCUCAUGUUUGUUUCCUGCUUCCUGGCACUUCAGCAUCUCCCCAGUGGGAUGUCCUCGCAUACUGAACACCACUUUACGACAGAUUGUUGUUAUUGGUAUACUCACUGCUGCUGUCUCCUUGCUGUAUUACUCCCUUGUUGUUAUCCGGAAUAAAUAUGGGCGUGCAUACCGGGAUAAGAAGUUUCACAGGUAUCUUGCUCGAGUAACAGACACUGAAGCUACCGAUAUCAGCAACCCCAAUCUGAACUAUGGCAUUGUGGUAGACUGUGGCAGCAGCGGAUCUAGAAUUUUUGUGUACUGUUGGCCAAGACACAAUGGCAACCCUCACGAUUUGCUGGAUAUCAAACAAAUGAGGGACAAAGACAGAAAACCAGUGGUUAUGAAAAUUAAACCAGGCAUUUCAGAGUUUGCUAACUCUCCGGAAAAAGUCAGUGAUUAUAUUUCUCCGCUUCUGAGCUUUGCUGCAGAGCACGUACCCUGGGCAAAACACAAAGAGACUCCUCUCUAUAUCCUCUGUACAGCAGGAAUGAGAAUCCUGCCAGAAAGUCAGCAAAAGGCAAUACUAGACGAUCUGCUCACUGAUAUUCCUGUGCGUUUUGAUUUUCUGUUUUCGGACUCGCAUGCAGAAGUUAUAUCUGGGAAACAGGAAGGUGUAUAUGCAUGGAUUGGCAUCAAUUUUGUCCUUGGACGAUUUGAGCAUAUUGAUGAUGAGGAUGAUGCAGUUGUAGAGGUGCAUAUCCCUGGCAGUGAAAACAAGGAAGCCAUCAUUCGUAAGAGGACAGUGGGUAUUCUCGAUAUGGGUGGAGUGUCGACCCAGAUAGCAUAUGAAGUUCCUAAAACUUCGUAUGAUUCAUUACAUCACAUCCAAAGCCAGUGGGAGAGAAGACAGGAGGAAGUAGCCAAAAACUUACUUGCGGAAUUUAACUUGGGAUGUGAUGCUCAUCAGACUGAGCAUGUCUACAGAGUCUAUGUUGCGACAUUCCUUGGCUUUGGUGGAAAUGCUGCACGACAGAGAUAUGAGGACAGCAUAUUUACCAACACAGUCUUCAGAAACAAGCUUCUGGGCAAACAAACGAGUAUGACUUCUGAGUCACCCUACCUGGAUCCUUGUCUACCUCUAGAUGCUGAGGAUAAAAUCCAGCAGAAUGGGCAGACACUGUAUUUGCGAGGGACAGGAAAUUUUAAUCUGUGUCGAGAAAUUAUUCAGCCUUUCAUGAAUAAGACCAAUGAAACUCAGACUUCUUUAAAUGGUGUCUAUCAGCCUGCAGUGCACUUUCAGAACAGUGAAUUCUAUGGCUUCUCCGAGUUCUAUUACUGUACUGAGGAUGUUUUACGCAUGGGAGGAGACUACAGUGCUGCAAGAUUCAUUAAAGCUGCAAAGGAUUAUUGUGCCACUAAGUGGUCUGUCCUACGAGAACGUUUUGACCGUGGUCUUUAUGCAUCACAUGCUGAUCUUCAUAGAUUGAAGUAUCAGUGUUUUAAAUCUGCCUGGAUGUAUGAAGUCUUUCACAGUGGCUUCUCUUUUCCUGUGAACUACAGCAAUUUAAAAACUGCUCUGCAGGUGUAUGAUAAGGAGGUGCAAUGGACAUUAGGAGCCAUUCUUUACCGAACACGGUUUUUACCUCUGAGGGACAUCCAACAAGAAACCUUCAGAGGAAAUCACUCCCACUGGAGGAGCUUCUCCUUUGUUUACAAUCACUAUUUGUUCUUCGCCUGUUUCCUGAUUGUGCUGCUGUCUAUCCUGCUCUACGUACUGAGGCUGAGACGGAUUCACUGGAGAAUGCUGCGUAAUGGCUCAUCUGCUUCCCUCUGGAUUGAAGAAGGCCUCCCACCACAGAAGAUCCCAGGAGCCUUAUGAGAUGGUGCAAUGAAGAGCCUCCUAUCAGACUAUUUAAAGAAAAAAGCCAUUUUUGCCUCAGGGUUUCUCUGUUUUGUCUCUAAGAAACCAUUCGAGAAACAGAUCUCCUAACGGUGAAUUCAGCAAGACAAUUUUUGAAAGGGACUUAACUGCUGGAAAGGAGGAGUCAACUUGGCUUAGUUUGACUAGAGAGCAUCUGCCAAAAAUACUUUUUAAAAUUUUUCAUUUUAAAAGUAAAUGCACUUUCAUGUUAAGUGAGAGGAGUGAAGACUUAAUGCCAGUAAACGGACAGAGGCAGCUUAAGCUAUAUGUAUGGUAACAGAAUGAUUGCGGGUUCCUAUUUCAGUAAGACUGUGAAAUAUUGCUAGUUAGGAUGAAUGGAGAUUAUAUACAUUUUCUUUGUUCAGGUCCAUGAUUGAUAUUUCACCAGGCUUCCAAAUUCCAAGCCUCUUCAGUAAAGGAAAAGGAAGGGUAGGGUCUUUUAAAAGCAGUAACAAAGUGACCUGCUAAAACAUCAGCUUUUCACACUUUAUAUUUUUAAGUACUUCAGUGGAAGAAAAAGCCGUUGUGACUAAUGCUGUGUUUCUGCAGAUCACCAGUAAAUUCAUUGUUCCGUGUGUCCUUGACAAUCUUCUUAAUGUCUUGGAAGCUGUAAUCUUGAAGUGGCAGAAGUCACUGCUUGUAGCCUUUCACUUGACAGUGUUUUGGUCAUGGUCCAGAAAUCUCAAAACUCUCUAAAGGUAGAAAAAGCUGGAAAAAUGUCCAGAUUUCAGCUACCAAUAGAGCAAACACAUGCACAUUGUCUUUUGUUGUUUUUUCCGGGUUUUCUUACUUGUUAAUUUAUAUUUUAUUUAAAAAAAAAAGGUAGUUUUACUUGAAAGCCAACUUGUUCCUGAUUAAAAGUGGCAUUUAUAUGAA